ACAGGGUCCUUGGUUGAAGGACCCCGCGGAGAAGUAAACAAGACGAUGUAUGCUAGCGUCAAUUAACCUACAUCAUCGAUUUAGUCAAACUAAUUUAACUCCACUGUGCACUUUAUCACGGCAGGAUGGCAGAGGACAAUGAACUGGAAAAGCGAGCAGUGGAGGAGCUCCUGAAGGAGACUGACAGGGCCCGAGUGAGAGCAGAGACCAUGGGCCCUGCAGGAUGGUUGAAGUGUCCCCUGCGGAGCACCAACAAGCGCUUCCUCCUCAACACCCUGCGCUCCACCAGCCUGCAGCGGCGCACCGGUGAGCCCAAGCACGGACACUCCACCAAGAGAGGGCGCCUGAGAAGCGAGUCCCCGCACAGAAGCCGCGACCGCAGCAGAACACCCCCCAGAGAUCACAGGAGCAAAGGAGGCCACACGGACCAUAAACACCAUCACAGGGACAGCUGCAAUAACAAAGAUAAGAAGCAGGACAGAGACGAAGACAGGAGUUACAGGCACAAAGACAACAGAGACCGGAGACAUGGGAGAAAUGGCCGAGACAGAGACAAAGACAGACUUCAUGAAUAAAGACUUCUGUCCAGGGGAGGAACUCUGGUUUUACAGAGGCCACUCCCUGUACAGGCAGCCCAGAGGUGGACACUACUGAAACUGCUCUCUGACUGGCUAACGCACCUCACAGACUUGCUGCUGGCAGACUGAAGAGACAUUUGUCCAGCUGAUGGAGAGUGUUCUUCUUAGAUAGUAGAUUACUGACACUUUUAUUUACAGCCAUUUUUAUAGUUCGUGAGGUUCAUUUGGUUCCCUUAAACUGGUAAUGAAGCCAGCAGCCAAGAUGAUAUCUUUCCUUCUGAUUUUACACUUAAGAUAAGUGAAUAAACAAGUGGCCAUUUUAGUCCAGGAAAUCCCAAGGAACUUUUUUUAGACACAUGUUCACGCCACAUGACUCAUGGUUUGGUGUAAUUCUGUUUCACCUACAGUAGAGGAGGUUUGAUUCCAAUUAAAGUGUCAUUACCAU
This is a messenger RNA of Epinephelus moara (kelp grouper), 1023 nucleotides long. RefSeq names its product protein POLR1D-like. The record is from RefSeq and is a predicted model, not a curated record. Lineage: Eukaryota; Metazoa; Chordata; Actinopteri; Perciformes; Serranidae. The coding region runs from base 126 to 575 and encodes 149 amino acids. The transcript is spliced from 3 exons.